Manis javanica (Malayan pangolin) is the source of this 3759-nucleotide messenger RNA. It is a transcript of the gene EXO1, whose product is annotated as exonuclease 1. Gene Ontology annotation, molecular function: metal ion binding; 5'-flap endonuclease activity; 5'-3' DNA exonuclease activity. Gene Ontology annotation, cellular component: nucleus. Gene Ontology annotation, biological process: DNA recombination; mismatch repair. Lineage: Eukaryota; Metazoa; Chordata; Mammalia; Pholidota; Manidae. The record is from RefSeq and is a predicted model, not a curated record.
CCGCCAUCGCGUCUGCCAGCUGGGGGCUAAGAAACCGGAAGCGGGGGCCACGAAAAGCGCGGUCGGCGGCGCGCUGGCGUCACUUCCGCCGGGCGGGCCGAGUGAGCUCCCGCGCAAAUUGAAAGGUCUACCCUGCAUUGGGCGCGCGGCUGCAGCCCGGCUCCUCGCGUUCUGCGCCCGCCUCGGUGAGUCUCGUAGCCCUUAUCCUGCGGCCCGGGGGAGCACGGAGAGAGCCCUCCCCGGAGAGGGAGCGGAGCGGGCCGCGCCGAGGCCUGGGCCGCCUUGCUGGGUCCCGACCUCGCGGCAGAGCCCGCGGAGGGCCGAGGCAGCCGCCAAAGGGCCGCCGGGUGGGGCGCGCCCGGAGACCGGCGGAGAGCGCCCGGGUCGCCCGAGUGCUCUGCUGUCAGCAGACACUACCGGCCCCGUUUUUACAGGCAAUCCGCCAACGUUGAGGCGUUAACAAGUACAGUGUUGUCUUACUGUCGUGCAGGCCCAAGGAAGCGUGUUUCUGGACGGGGCUUGCGGGCCUCUCCUCCUACCAAUGGGACUGGAAUAGGGCGGCGACGCCGCGGCCGCUGGUAGCUCGCGGACCUGGCUCUCCCGGAGAUGCGACGUGCAGCGCGGCACGCGGUCGCUCCAGCUGUGCUGCAGAGGGCGUACUUAUUCCAGAAUACUUACCUAGCCUAGAAGAAACAUACAAGUUUCUCGACAUGUGUACUGUGCCAGUUCUCCCCAGAGUGAAAAGAAACUCUGUUUAGGGACGCUAUCCGAGAGGUCGGAGACUGUUUUACUCAAGCUGGCUUGAGGACCGCCUGCGUCGACGUUACCUGCGGUGUGUGCAAUUCAGAAUCCUCCUCACUCCACAACUAGUGAAUCAUAGUCACUAGGUGAGGAGUUGAAAAUCUUCCAAGUUCCGAAAUUUGAGAACCGCUGGACGAGAGCAUCAGAGCUUUGAUACAGUAUCAACAGGUUAACUUGGCACUAUGGGGAUACACGGAUUAUUGCAAUUCAUCAAAGAAGCUUCUGAACCCAUCCACGUGAGGAAGUAUAAAGGGCAGGCAGUAGCUGUGGACACAUAUUGCUGGCUUCACAAAGGAGCUAUCGCUUGUGCUGACAAACUAGCCAAAGGUGAACCUACCGAUAAGUAUGUAGGAUUUUGUAUGAAAUUUGUAAAUAUGUUACUGUCUAAUGGGAUCAAGCCUGUUCUUGUGUUUGAUGGAUGUACUUUACCUUCUAAAAAGGAAGUGGAGACGUCUCGGAGAGAAAGACGACAAGCCAAUCUUCUUAAGGGAAAGCAGCUUCUGCGUGAGGGGAAGGUCUCAGAGGCCAGAGAAUGUUUUACCCGUUCUGUCAAUGUCACACAUGCUAUGGCCCACAGAGUGAUCAAAGCUGCUCGGUCCCAGGGAGUGGAUUGUCUCGUGGCCCCAUAUGAAGCCGAUGCACAGCUGGCCUAUCUUAACAAAGCUGGUAUUGUACAAGCCAUAAUCACAGAGGAUUCUGACCUCCUUGCUUUUGGCUGUAAAAAGGUGAUUUUAAAAAUGGACCACUUUGGAAAUGGACUAGAAAUUGAUCAGGUUCGUCUAGGAAUGUGCAGACAGCUUGGGGAUGUGUUCACAGAAGAGAAAUUCCGUUAUAUGUGCAUUCUUUCAGGCUGCGACUAUCUCUCAUCACUGCGUGGGAUUGGAUUAGCAAAGGCCUGCAAAGUACUAAGACUAGCCAACAAUCCAGAUAUUGUAAAAGUUAUCAAGAAAAUUGGACAUUAUCUCAAAAUGAAUAUAACAGUACCAGAAGAUUACAUCAAAGGAUUUAUUCGAGCCAAUAAUACCUUCCUUUAUCAGCUAGUUUUUGAUCCCAUCGAAAGAAAACUCAUCCCUCUAAAUGCUUAUGAAGAUGACAUUGAUCCUGAAACAUUAAGCUAUGCUGGGCGGUAUGUUGAUAAUUCUGUAGCUCUGCAAAUAGCACUUGGAAAUAAAGACAUAAAUACUUUUGAACAGAUCGAUGACUACAACCCAGACACAGCUGCGCCCGCCCAAUCUAGAAGUCAUACUUGGGGUGACAAAACAUGUCAAAAUUCAUCUACUGUGAAUAGCAUUUGGCGUAGAAAUUGCUCCCCUAAAUCUGAGCUGGAUAAGGUUUCAGAUACCACAAGACUGAAGGAAAAUCCAAGUACUGUGGGCAUUGAACAAGUGGUUAGUACUAAAAGGUUAAAUCUUCCAAGGAAGUCAUCCAUUGUGAAAAGACCAAGAAGUGAGCUGUCAGAAGAUGAUAUAUUGAGUCAAUAUGCCCUUUCAUUUACAAAGAAGACCAAGAAAAAUAGCUGUGAAGGUAAUAAAUCAUUGAACUCUGCUGCAGUAUUCAUGCCUGACCUGGUAGAUGGAACUACUAUUAAACACUUAAGUACACCACCUACGACAAGAAAUAAAUUUGCAACAUUUUUACAGAGAAAAAAAGAUACUGGUGCGGUUGUUGUUCCAGGGACCAGAAGCAGGUUUUUUUGCAGUUCUCUGGAUUCUGCUGACUGUGUUUCAGAGAAAGCAAGCAGUCAGCCUCUAGUUAAAGCUGCUAUCACCAAUACAGAAGCCAAUCUAAAUGAAUCUGAUUGUCUAGAUGGCAAGAAGCUGGUUGCUGCGAAUGUACAUAAUUCAAGUGACCAGAUUCCAGAUGAUGUAACUGUGACUGCUGAUGAAGCAUCUCCAUCUUUCGAGAACAGCAAAUUCAUGAGGACUGUUUCACCACCCACUUUGGGAACACCAAAAAGCUGUUUCAGUUGGUCUGGAAGUCUUGAAGAUUUUGCCAGAACGCCGAGCCCAUCUCCAAGCACAGCACUGCAGCAGUUCCGUAGAAAGAGUGGCUCUCCCUGCUCUCCACUGGAAAUGAACGAGCUGUCUGCUGUGACUCAGUUAAAGAGCAAUGAGUCAGGUGAUGAAUCCCAUCCUCCACAUGAAGGGGGCUGGUCUUCACAGUCUCAGGAAAGCCUAGAAUUAUCGCCACACAAUUUAAAUGGAUCAAAACUUUCUCAGCUUUCUAGCAAGGAUUCAGAUUCAGAGGAAUCUGAUUGCAAUUUAAAGUCACUUGAUAAUCAAGAUAAUGAGAAAUUCAAGCUACAUUUAUCUCAUUUUUUGAAAAAAGACAUGCUUCUAAAGAACAAGGUUCCUGGGCUGUAUAAAUCUAGUUCUAUGGAUAAUCUUUCUACAACCAAGAUCAAACCUCUAGUACCUGCCAGAGUCAGUGGGCUGAGUAAGAAGCCAUCAAAUAUCCAGAAGAGAAAUCAUCAUAAUGCUGAGAACAAGCCAGGAUUGCAAAUAAAAAUCAAUGAGCUCUGGAAAAAUUUUGGAUUUAAAAAAGAUGCUGAAAAACUUCCUUCUUGUAAAAAGCCAGAACCCCUGUCUCCAGUCAAAGAUAACAUCCAGCUGACUCCAGAAACAGAAGAGGAUAUAUUUAACAAAUCUGAUUGUACACGUGUCCAGAGAGCAAUAUUCCAGUGACGAGGCAGCUGGGAGGCCAUUGCCUGCAAGAAAGCCUCUAUCAAUUUGAAGUUCUAUUAGGGAAUGAGGCAGUUCUCUGAAAGAUUUAUUCUUAGAUCUAUAACAUUUUUUAAAGCACAGUUUGUAUAUUAAUUAUGUAAUUGUUUCUUUUGUUCAGCUUUUUAUAUUGUCAUAAGAAGCUAACUAGAGAAACAAUUUUAUCUUUGAUAGUUUUUGGAAGUUUCAGUGUUAAUUGGACAAGUCCCUUGGAAUUUAUAAAAAUCUACUUUAAAGA